AUGUCAAAUCCGCAGUUCACAUUCCGCGAAACAACCUUCACGAGCCCCUCCCUCCUGCUAACCCGACGCCGCACCGUCUCCCGCACCACCGUCCACACCCAACUCGAACAGCUCCGCGCCAACGGCCAAUACGACUGCUUCAAGCUGAAAUGGCACCCCAUCUUCGACGACAAAUCGCGCUGGCCCGCGCCCCUCCACCUAUUCUGGGACAGCGACGUCGCCAAGUGGAUCGAAGGCGCCUGCUACUUCUUAGUUGAAGAGUACGACGUAAAGAUCGACGCCGCGGUCCGCGAGCUCGUCGACAUGAUCCGCUCAGCGCAGCACGAAGACGGCUACCUCAACGUGCACUUUUCCGUCGUCGAGCCCGGGAAGCGCUGGACUAAUAUCCGUGACAUGCAUGAGAUGUACAACGCAGGCCACCUCAUCGAGGCAGCACUAUCGCAUUUCCAAUACUACAGGAACGAACUCCUAAUGGAGCCGAUCCGGAAGUACAUCGCCCACAUCCGCCAGCGUUUCGGCCCCGGCGAGAACCAACUCCGCGCCUACCCAGGCCACCCGGAGAUCGAGCUCGCCCUGCUACGGUUCUACUCCGCGACGGGCAGCCAGGACGCGUACGACCUCGCGCGCUUCUUCCUCGAGGAGCGCGGCAACCCGACGGGCCAGGACGGCAAGCACUUUUACGACUGGGAGGCCGAGCAGCGCGACGAACCACGCUGGAAGAGACCCAACUCGUGGCCCAUGGACCGCUCGUUCUGGUACUGCCAGGCCCACCUCCCCAUCCUCCAACAGACGACGGUAGAAGGACACGCCGUGCGGGCCAUGUACCUCCUCACCGCCGCCGCCGAUCUUCUCAGCCUCUCAUCAUCAUCAUCAUCAUUAUCAUCAUCACAACAACAACCCUCCGACCACCACACCUCCCGCAGCAGCACGCUAGUGAGGUCCCAACAACCGCUGACGAACUCCGCCGAGUGGCUCGACGCCCUGCUGCGGUUGUGGUCCAACAUGGUCCACAAGAAGAUGUACCUCACGGGCGGCAUCGGGGCGGUCGCGCAGUGGGAGGGUUUCGGGAUAGACUACUUCCUGCCGCAGGGGCCCGACGAGGGCGGAUGCUACGCCGAAACCUGCGCGUCGGUGGGCGCGAUGAUGCUCGCCGAGAGGCUCCUGCACGUGGCGCCGCUGGACGGGGAGUACGGCGACGUGAUGGAGCUGUGUCUCUACAACAACGUCAUGACGGCCAUGAGCGCCGACGGCAGGGCCUUCACGUACGAGAACCAGCUCGCCAGCUGCGACGCCGCCAGGAGCGAGAGGGAGGACUGGUUCGUGUGCGCGUGCUGUCCGCCCAACGUCACGAGGUUGUUCGGCAGUCUCGGGGGUUACUUGUGGGAUUACGGCGGCGAUACGCGUGAGGCUUUCGUCAACGUGCACUUGUACACGAGCGCCGAGGUGAAGUUCCGAGUGGGCGGCGGCGGCGGCGGCGGCGACAAGGAGAUUGGGUUCUCGCAAAAGUCGAAUUGGCCGUGGGAGGGCAACGUUCUCUUCCAGCUCAAGGGCGCCGAGGACGUCGCGACAAAGAUCCGCCUGCGCAUCCCCGCCUGGUCGAGGGGCGAGUUCGUCCUCACGCCGACGCCGCGGCGGGGCGAGUCCGGCGUGGAGAGGGGGUAUCUGUACCUCAGCUCGGCGUACGUUGCCGAGAACCCCGUCUUUUCGCUCCACAUUCACGGCUUCUCCCCGCGGUACGUCGCACCUCAUCCGUACACGAACCAACGGACGUUGAGUCUUGCGAGGGGUCCGAUUGUGUAUUGCGUCGAGGACGCCGAUAACGAGUGGGAGGAGAACCAUUUCAAGGAUAUUGGCAUCAAGGCCGGAGAAAAGGUUGAGGAGGAGUGGCGGGCCGACGACAAGAGUGGAGAAGAGUACUUUGCGUUGAAGACGACCGGGUGGGAGCGUUCUCCUGAGGUUCUGGGAAGGGGAGAGGGGGGAAAGGAGAGGGACCUCGUGUUUGUGCCGUUUUACUUCCGCUCUAACAGGGGCGGAAAGGGGCAGAUGAGGGUUGGGCUAAGAGACGAUGGGAGAUAG
This is a messenger RNA of Colletotrichum truncatum, 2076 nucleotides long. RefSeq names its product DUF1680 domain-containing protein. Gene Ontology annotation, biological process: carbohydrate metabolic process. Lineage: Eukaryota; Fungi; Ascomycota; Sordariomycetes; Glomerellales; Glomerellaceae. The record is from RefSeq and is a predicted model, not a curated record.